Messenger RNA from Calidris pugnax (ruff), 6994 nucleotides. It is a transcript of the gene CMTR2, whose product is annotated as cap methyltransferase 2. Gene Ontology annotation, molecular function: methyltransferase cap1 activity. The transcript is spliced from 2 exons. NCBI's taxonomy places the organism in Eukaryota, Metazoa, Chordata, Aves, Charadriiformes, Scolopacidae. Gene Ontology annotation, biological process: 7-methylguanosine mRNA capping. The record is from RefSeq and is a predicted model, not a curated record. Bases 96 to 2390 code for a protein of 764 amino acids. Gene Ontology annotation, cellular component: nucleus; cytoplasm.
CCUGCCUCCUCCUGCUGCCAUCACUUGGGCAACGCUGGGCCUCGCUGCUCCGCACCCUCUCCCAGCAAUAACAGCGGUUGUGAAUCAAUCCAAGAAUGAACAAUUGUAAGAAGCCUUAUGUUUACCAGACUACUAACCUUGAAAAGUUCAGUCCUGAAAUUCUUUCUGAAAUUGAGAAGCUCUUUGCAAAGAAAUUUACUUACACUAAGCCUGUGAAUAAUGAAUGGCAGCUCCCAGAUCCCAGUGACGCUUUUACCUGCGAUCACAAGGAAUUCAACUCGCUCCUGGCUCUGAAGGACUCGAUGAAUGAAGUGAAGAAUCAACUGAGUGAUAAGAACCUGGAUGAAUGGCAUCAGCACACCUCGUUUACCAAUAAAGCAGGGAAAAUAAUUCCCCACGUGAAGAAAUCGGUGAACGCUGAGCUGUGCACCCAGGCCUGGUGCAAGUUUCAUGAGAUCCUGUGCAGUUUUCCUCUUCUGCCUGAAGAAGCUCUUCAGGAUGGAGAACUGAAUUCUGUCCACCUCUGCGAAGCACCUGGAGCUUUUAUAGCCAGCCUCAAUCACUACUUGAAAUCCCACCAUGUCCCCUGCGACUGGAAUUGGGUUGCUAACACUCUAAACCCCUAUCACGAAGCAAAUGACACCCUGACGAUGAUCAUGGAUGACCGCCUUAUAGCAAAUACGUUGCCUUGGUGGUACUUUGGCCCAGAUAACACGGGUGAUGUGAUGACGUUGAAACAUCUAACAGGGCUUCAGAACUUUGUACGCAAUAUGGCCACAGUUCACUUGGUGACUGCUGAUGGCAGCUUUGAUUGCCAGGGAAACCCAGGUGAGCAGGAGGCUCUUGUCUCACCCCUUCAUUACUGUGAAACAGUCACUGCUUUAAUGAUCCUGGGCGCUGGAGGUUCCUUUGUUUUGAAGAUGUUCACGCUGUUUGAACACUGUUCUACCAAUCUGCUCUUUCUGCUAAACUGCUCCUUUGAGGAGGUCCAUGUCUUUAAGCCAGCCACUAGCAAAGCUGGAAAUUCGGAAGCCUAUGUGAUUUGUCUUCGUUAUAUGGGCAGGGAAAGCAUUCAUCUGCUACUUUCUAAGAUGAUACAGAACUUUGGAACAGAAAUGGUCAACAAAGCACUUUUUCCCCAGCAUACGCUGCCGGAAUCUUUUCUUAAAAUACAUGAAGAGUGUUGCAUGUUCUUCCACAAGUGCCAGGUAGAGACUAUCUCCGAGAACAUCCACCUCUUUGAGCACAUGGAAGAAGCCGAGCAGGCGAAACUGAACAAGCUAAGAGACUGUGCAGUAGAGUUCUUCAUGCAGAGGUUUCAUGUGAAACCUAUUGCCAGAAAUAACUGGCUUGUCAAGAAAUCUCAGACCGGUUGCAGCAUGAAUGCAAAAUGGUUUGGGCAAAGAAACAAAUAUUUUAGUACGUACAAUGAAAGGAAGAUGCUGGAAACACUUACCUGGAAUGAUAAAGUGGCAAAGGGCUAUUUUAAUCACUGGGCUGAAGAACAUAGCUUAAACAAUGCUGGUAAAAUGUGCAUCUUGGAAGGAUCAUCUUCUAACCUGGAGUGUAGCUUGUGGUACAUUUUGGAAGGAAAAAGACUACCGGUGGUAAAAUGUUCUCCAUUUUGUGAUGGUCAAGUCUUGGAGAAUCUUAAUGAAGCUAUGAGAGAAUUGGUGGGAGGGGGGCUGAAAAGCAGACAAAUGCUGCAGACUUGUCACUCGUGUGAAGUUCUUCCUGGGGCACUUAUACUGGCAGAAGUCUCUGAGCUUUCCAGGUGUCACCAGGAAGUCUUGAAUGGAAGAUGUAGUGAGCAAUUCAAGUGCCUUGUGGUGGGCUUUCCAUCCCUCUGUGACACCGAAAGCCAACUCAGUAUGGAAAUAAAGCUUCUGGACUCGGCCACGCUGCUGACUUUCAGCUUCUCUUUGCUUUACGAUGGAGAACCAAAGUACCAGCAGCAGCUUUUGGAGUGCGUUCUGCGUGCGUUGAAUCAGCUUACAGUGGGGGAUGCACUGAUUUUGCCUAUUCUCUCUUGUUUUACGCGCUUCACAGCUGGCCUGGUCUUCAUACUGCACUGCUGUUUCAGGUGCAUCACGUUUGCUUGUCCCACCUCCCAGGAGCUGCUAAGGACAAGUGCUGCUUUGCUAUGUGUGGGCUACCGAGGCCUCCCAAAUCCUGUUGUUGAGUAUCUACAGCAUCUGAAUAAACUAACGAGCUCUUUACUGGAUGUGGACUCUCCCCAGCAGGUUUUGCAGUUUGUGCCCAUGGAAGUUCUCCUCCGGGGCAAGCUGUUGGAGUUCCUGUGGGAUUUGAACACGGCCAUCGCCAAGAGACAACUCCACUUGAUUGUGCAAGCUAAGCAGCAGCAGAUGACUAGUGAUAUGUCACUUUAAAAACAGUUCUGGGAUUGAGCGAGUUGCUGCUGCUAGACCUUGUUUCACAGGCGGGUAGCAGGUGUUAAAAACAUUGUUAAUGCAAAGGUAAUGUUACUGUAAAAGCUCAGUGUGACAUCGUUAGCCUUGGGAGGGUGUUUUGAGCUAUGGAUCCCACUUGCACCACAUUGGCCUGUGGUACAGGAACCCGAGACUUCAUCUCAGGUGUGGGGGACUUGGGAGGGAUGCUGAUUGAGGUGGAGAAACUGUUUUUCCUCUCUCUCGGCUCUCCCUGAGCAAAUUUCUUCAUGUACCUCCUGGGUCAGAGCUGUGACCUUCAGGAUGAGAGGUGUUAACAGUGAUUUCUACUUGUUGCAUAGGGCCAGACAAGGGGGGGACCCCGUUGUGUGACGUCAGCCCUCUUCUGUGGAGCAAGAUGGGGGAGCUUGGGCACACAUGCAUACUUUUCUGGGGUUUGUAGAAGCCAAAAUGUGAGGUCUGGGCCUGAACGCUCAAUAGUUUGCAAACCUGAUGUAAGACUUGAGGGUUGAGCACCUUGUGAGCAGACAGCUGUCUCACAAGGGCUGGGUUAAAAAUGACUGCCCCCUAAGCAGUAGCAGAAGUGUCCAGGGAAAGAUGCUCUUCAGUUUUAAUUUGAUUUAUGCAAACAGCAGCAGGCUGUAUGGGUUUUGACAGGUUAUUGUGUGGCUUUGUCUCCCCAUCAAUGAAUGGGGCUGUUACAACUUUAUUUUAAAGUGGUCCUUAAAAUAAUUUGAGACUCCUGAGUGAAAGUGAAGACUUGCAUCUAUGGCAGUGGCUAUUAAUGAGGAAUGCAAGUGUUUUUCAGGCUAAACACAUGAUCAUGCACAGCUUUGUGUAUCAAGAAAUGCUUUGGGUACUGCUGGAGGAGCGUUAAGCUGAAGAAAUAUGUGAUAACUUUGGGAAAGUCUGACUAAGAUUUCAGUAUGUUCUCCUCAGGGAUACAAACAUUGAAAUGGGUAACGGGCUGUUCCUUUAAGGGAGUCACAUUUUAUUUUCCAUAGUGCUCCUUUGAGAGCUAAAUUUUGAGGCCCAAUUUGUGUGCAUUAACAUUUAAGUUUGCAGUUUAGAUGGAAAAACCUGCUUGGAGGGAGAAAUGAUCUUUAAAGGAAAAAUGGCUUUGCUUGAUAAUAUGUGCAAGGUCUUGUAGAAGAAGGUUGAAGGAGUGGAGUUAAAAGGAAAAUAUAAUCUCCUGAUGAAUUACCAGUUGCCUUCUGGAAGCACCUCUAAUUAUAUAAUGUGGGAGCUUGAAGGAUAAUUGAUUACUGGUAAGGGAUUAAAAGCACUGCUGAAAAACUGUUUUGUCUGCAGGUGCUGCACAUUUAAUAGCCUUUCUUGCCACGUUGAUCGGGGCAGAGUGGAAUGCAUUUAACAGUUCAUUUCUUAUUUAAGAAUUUGAUAGGUGAAUGAGUUGAUGGCUCAGGUCUGACUAAUUCAUAACAUUUUCUAAAAAAAUCUAGCUUUUUACAGUUGCAGGUAAAUAGAGGCUGCCUAAACAAAAGCUUCUGGGAUUGGUCAUUGUCCAUUUUAAUUAAUUUAAAUGGACUUGCUCUUUUUGCUGUGAGCUGAGUCAUGCUUCCACACUCAGACUGGGAAGGAAGGGAACAGAUUGGGAGAUAUAAGCAGUAAGAGCUUCUCCUGUAAAUCAGCUUUGAACCUGUAAACUCAAGAGUGCAAGCAGGGCCAUGGAUGAAUUUCAUUGAGGAAUAAAAAAGAAAUACGGAGAACCAGAACAAAGAAGAAAUAAUGUGGAGGAACAGAUGAUGAGACAGUAUCAAAGAUUACCUGUAAAAGCCUGCUUUGCCUGAAAGAAAAAGCAGGAUAAAGAUAUUGUCCACCACGGACAGCCCUCUGUCUCUGCCACGGUUUCAGAGGUGAUUAAUGCUUCUGAAACUCCCACUCAGCUGAAGCAUUUGAAAAGACUUCUCUUAAAGCAGGGGUAAAUGAGAUAUUUCAAGUGCAUGGGUGUGCUUAUACUCUGCUGUGGAAGCACGAGCAGCCAGAAGCAUGUCAUCUAGUAGGUACUUAAAUAACUUGGGGUUUUUCUUACUAACAUUAGUCAAAGAUGUUAAAAAUUUUAAUUUAUAUGUAACAUAAAAUCCUGAGGUGACUGACAGGCCAUGGGAGAAAAUGCAUUUAAUUUUUCAGGCUUUCUUUGUUUUGUACCUUUGAACUGAGCAGACUUACCUCCUAUCCUACUGUUCCCCAUAUCAUCAGUCUCUAUUUUUUUUAAAUUUAUUUUUAGGAGAAAACAUUUUAGAUGGUUGUGAAUCUGUUUGGAAGUACCCCCAAAAAGCUGUAUGCAGGCUCUUUGGUGGAAAACCAGAUCUCUAAACCAAAGGAAGUCCAAUGUCCUGUGGAUCCUGGUGCCUGAUUUGCUCUGGAACUCUUUUAUUGUUGGUAGACAUGGGGAGGUGACAGGAGAAAUGCUGUGACAGCAACUGUUAAGAAUGUGCUUUGAGAGUCUUUUUUUCUUAGUAUUGUUGUCUUAAAGGCAGGUGUUUCAAAGUUAGGAAUGACACUUGUCCUUUUAAUUGUGAGAAUCCUGCAUUGUCCUGGUUGCCUUUGGACUCAAGACUUCUUUGAGAGAAGUGACACUUAAUUUCUGUUGUGACUUUUGGAAUAUGUAAGAAUGGCUGAGAAGAAUGCAUUAACCUUUGUGGAGAGGGUCUGAUGACUCCUGCCUUCAUCGAGGCUGUCAGUUUUGGGCCAAUUUGAUUUGAUUUUUGAGUGACACCUGAUGAAGUGUCUCUGUAUCCUGCCUGCUUUUAAGUUGGGUUUUUUUUUGACAUGUUUGAAGAUGAACUGUGUAUUGGUUUUCAUAAUUAAGAGCUUCAGGUUUCACAUGGGGGGAAAUAGAAGGGAUGGAGAGUAAAAAGUUCGUUGUGAUGCGAUCAAGAUUGAUGCAAACUUGAGGUAAAUAUAGUUUUGCAGCCCUGCUGCUGCAGAUUUCCAAUGAAGGACCAAUAUUUAGGCCCAAUGAUUAUCUGUAAGAUACAUUAUUUCUCUGAAACUUUUUAUAUCUUUUGUUUUAAGCCAGCAUAAUCUUUUGAAAUCAGUUGCAUGAAGGUUGAAUGAAUUGGGUAUUCCACUAAGUGAAAAUGCUGAUUUAUUUUAUAUAAAUUGAGUUCCAUUAAAGUUAAGAGACUUGCUCCUUAUUUUUACUAAUUCUUUAUUGUAUUUAGAUUCACUUGGAUGUGCACAGAUUAUAUGUGUUCUUGCCACUGGCUUUCUAAUUUAAUUUCUGCAAAACAUAAUGAGAUUUACAGUAUGAAAUCCGGUAGUCUAUUAAAGUGGUACUAAUUGGUGUCUAUUCAUCUUAAUUUAAGAUGGAGCUAUCAGAUUACUAGUUGUAAAAGUAGAAUAUGUAGCAGAACUGUAUUGUUAGGAAAAGCAACUUGGGACUUAACAGGAAGAGCUGAAUAUUGCCUGUGUAGGAAGUAGGAGAAAAGGAAAAUGCAUCUUGAUUUCUGGCCGUGCUUUAGGAUACAGAGUGACAUCGAAUCCUUGAUUUACUGGGAGCAAGGGUUGACCAGUAAGUCAAAGCCUCAGAGCCUUACAGCCUCCUCUUACCAUCCAAAAAAGCCGUCUUUUGAUGUCUUUUUAAUUUAUGGUUGAUUUUCAGCAUGUUAAUUGUGAGUGGGGGAAAUCCUGUGUGCCUUGUGGGUAUAUUACCUUUUGGGCGGUAUGAAAUGGCUUUUAUUGGUACUUGUCCCCAUUUCCCACUUGGAAACCAGAGUCUCUAAAUUUCAGUUUGUAGCCUUUGAAUAUCAGGCUUUUAUUUUUAUUUAUUAUUUUUUUUAGCAUUGUAGUGAGUGAAGACCGAGAUCUAGAUUUCCCUGCCAAAAUCUGGUAAUAGCUUUUCCAUCACAUUCGAGCAACUAUUUUCACGAAUUCUGUGCUGAUAUCCUUAGUUCCAGUUCUUCCUGUGCUUCAGUCGCUUCACAGAGGGAUGGAAUGGAGCUGGUUAUGCCAGAAACAUGCUCAGCCCGUGCCUCUUCAUUGCUUGCUCUUUAGGCAAUAAUUUGGAUGGCUGUCGAGCCCUCUCUUGUGAGCCCUUAUGGGUCCAGAGCUGGUUUCAAGUCUUAAGAAUGAAAUUUGCUAAAAGAAUUAGCCAGUGGCUGUAGACUCUUACAACAGGCAGAACCUUUAGGAGACAUUUAAAUGCAGGUAACUUUGCCACCAGCCAGAAGAAGCUAAAACAGGAUGCAGCUGAUGGGAUUUGCUAGCCUUACCUUGCUAAAAAGUCUUAAAAAAAAGACAACUUUCAGGUAUAACCACCUGAACAAGCAGUUCACCAGUUGUGUGCCACCUUCUGUGUACACAUGGGUGGGUUUGUGUUUGCACACGUGGAAACCCCCAGGAUUGUACCGCUGUGAAGCUUUUGCUCUGUAACUAAUCUGUGAUUCUGUUUUGAAGGAUGAAUAUAUUUUUUUUUCUAAGGAGAUGAAGGGAUGCUGGUUUAAAUGGCUGUUGCAUAUUUUCAGUUGGUCUGCAAAUGAGUGUUAAAAGACCUUUUUUUUUUUUAUUAAAAAAAAGGAAAAAUAAAUGUUAUUUGGAGAAAAUAAAAUAUUUUAGGUUUUAAA